Saccostrea cuccullata (small rock oyster) is the source of this 759-nucleotide messenger RNA. Its product is annotated as TM2 domain-containing protein CG11103-like. The coding region runs from base 112 to 678 and encodes 188 amino acids. The transcript has 4 exons. NCBI's taxonomy places the organism in Eukaryota, Metazoa, Mollusca, Bivalvia, Ostreida, Ostreidae. The record is from RefSeq and is a predicted model, not a curated record.
CGUUUAAAGUCACGUCAAAAAUUGCUGGGCUCAGACAGAACAUUUGAACUCUUGAUUAAAAUGUUGACAGGAAGAUUUGACGUUUUGGAAAAUGCUAAAAAGACAUAAAAUAUGGACAAAAUGAGAAAUUUAAUUAAAGUCUCAUUGGUAAUUCUAUUCUUUCUCCCGUUUGUGAUACACUGUGAUGAACAAGGGUGCUACAAUGGUACAUGCAAGUCGGAAUACGUUCCCCAUGGACCUUUGGUUCACUGUAAAUACUUACCUAUGGAAUUCCUUAACUGUUCUGAGCCUCUUGAUUUGAAUGGAAAUGAUACCAGACAGAAAGAGCUUGGGCAUGGAUGUUUAAAGUAUGGAGGUCAGAGACAUGAGGAUAUUGAGUAUACAGGAGUGGUGUGUUCAGUUCUACAGGGAAUUGAUUGUUAUGGAAACAGAACCUUCAUAAAAGAGGGCUUUCCAUGCAUCAAAUAUAAUGGACACUAUUUUGUGACCACCCUCAUCUAUUCAGUGCUGCUGGGAUUUCUGGGUAUGGACCGAUUCUGCCUGGGACACACAGGCACAGCGGUGGGUAAACUACUGACCCUGGGAGGAGUGGGGAUCUGGUGGAUUGUGGACAUAGUCCUCCUGGUCAAUGGGAUGUUGACCCCCGAUGACGGCAGUAACUGGGUCCCUUAUUACUGAGUUGUCAAUUAAUUAUAAAGCAUGAUCUCAUUUGUACCAGCACAUUGUAAAUAUUCAUAUAAAUAAUGCAGUAUAUUUUUU